Bombus impatiens (common eastern bumble bee) is the source of this 1187-nucleotide messenger RNA. RefSeq names its product phospholipase B1, membrane-associated-like. The transcript has 5 exons. Lineage: Eukaryota; Metazoa; Arthropoda; Insecta; Hymenoptera; Apidae. The record is from RefSeq and is a predicted model, not a curated record. Gene Ontology annotation, biological process: phospholipid metabolic process. The coding region runs from base 238 to 1161 and encodes 307 amino acids. Gene Ontology annotation, molecular function: glycerophospholipase activity.
AUUAUGAUCAUAUAGCAUAACAGAUUCAAACCUUUUAUGAGUGCGAACAGUGUUCGUAACGAUCUUUAACUAGCAACAGCUAAGACUGGAUGCGGUGCUAUCAAGGCCCUCGAUAAUACGCGUAGCAGUUAGCAGUCAUCGAAAAAAUUUAUAUCUUUUUGUUCUUAUAAUCAACAAAAAUAAAAAAUCACUGUGGAAACGUAAAAGUGACCAUUUGAUUGUGCAAGAAAACUUACGAUGAAGAAGCUGUAUCUGUGCCUUGUAUUGGAAUUAUGCGUGCUGACCAUGUCGCAAAGAACUGCCUUGGAUACGUCGAUUCUCAAUUCCAUCUACCGUGGAUAUCGUAAUUGGUUAACGCAAUCCUACGGCACAAGAAAUGGCGAUCGAAUGUCCCAAUUACGGAAUAAAUAUAAAUUUCAAAAGGAAGUUCCAAUAGACGUCCCUUUUCCUUGCAAUGUAACAGCCGGCAGGUCUCCGAAAGUUCCCGAGUCGGUUCACCAUUUAAAACCAGGAGACAUAGAUGUCAUUGCCGCAAUGGGUGAUUCCUUGACAAUCGGCGCUGGAGUUACUUCGAUUUAUACGUUCGAAGUGAACAUUGAAAAUAGAGGCAUAGUGGGUAGUAUCGGCGGUCAAGGAACUUGGCGGGAGUACCUGACUCUCCCUAAUAUUCUUAAAAAAUUCAAUCCUAAAUUAAUGGGUUAUUCACUUGGAGACGCUAUAUGUACUGAUCCAGCUGCGCAGUUAAACGUCGCCGAAGCUGGAGCUAUGUCUAAAGAUAUGACUUUCAUGGCGACAUAUCUGGUCAAUAAAAUAAAAGUUGACCCGAGAGUAGAUAUAAACAAACAUUGGAAGUUGAUUUCGUUGAUGAUUGGAAGUAAUGAUUUUUGCUCUAAUAUGUGUGCAACUUCUUCUCCAUGGACUAUGUUAAAUGAUCACAAAAUAGAUUUAAUUCAUACUCUUAGAAUAUUAAGAGACAAUUUACCAAGAACUUUUGUUGCUCUUAUACCACCACCUCACUUAAAGGAACUGGUUGCUGCACACAAAGGAAGAGAGUCAUUCCUGUGCUAUUUGGCAUCCAUGAUUGAAUGCUCAUGUAUGUUUGCUUUACAAUUUAGGGAUCAAAGACCGGAAUAUUAUAAAUUAAUUGAGAGGUUUGUAUAAUUUUCCGAAUUUAACUUUUUAAAUAU